CAUUAAGUUUUAGACUGUUAUGUUCAGGUAAAAAUUCAGUCCUUUGGUGUAAAUUACACUAAACCAUACCAAAUCUACAUCCUGCAUAGCCAUCUAUUAGGGACAGAAAUUCAAAUUAAGUUGCAAAACAAAACCAACUAAAUAACUUCCUGAGGUGAAAUGAUCAUCGACACUGGUCUACUACUAGCCGAUUCAUUCCCUGGCAUUCAGGAUGAGCACAUAAACUCCGUUUCUUUCAAAAGGAAUUUGAUCCACCUUGGUCGGAUGGUUUUUACAGUAGUACCUAAUCGGCAUAAUAAAUUGCUUUAAACGUGGAUACCGGCCCUAUGCAAACACAUUGGACGAGUAAAUCCGAGUUGCUUUCAUUCACCGAUUUGUAUAUUCUGUACAUGUAACAUGUUUGCCCAUUGAUGAUUGUUUACGAAUUUGAACCUUCUUGCUCGAAAAUAAAGUAAAGUAAAAGAAAUAAAGUAAAAGCAAAGAAAGCACAGCUCCAGGGACAUGAAUAACUUGAGAACAGGUCAACCAGAAGUUUGAUGUGAAUCACUCUGUUCCUUGCUCUAUGGAAUCACUGGUGCCCUGUUUUACGCAGUGUGUGCCACUGAACAGGUAAUUAUGCCAAUGCCAGCUGGUAACAUGGGAUACUAUUGUCCACCUUUUCCCAACAAAACCGGAAGGAGGAUUUCUCUUUUUUAAUGUUCAUGGUCCAAAGAUGCAGACAAGAGGCUUAGCUGACGUGAUGUCUGUGGAGCCCACCAAGAUGGUAUCUGCAAUGGGAGUAAUUAUCAUCGCUGCUGCAUCAACCUUGGUUUCUGCAAAAGUCUGUGUUCUCGGUACGGAGCCAGACCCUGGUGACAGAGGCAGGGUCAAAUUCGUCAUUCCGCCGGGCGAUCCGUGUACCUGCGCCGAGGUCAGACUGGGUGGUCACAAUACGUACGCUCCACCAAGACGGCGAGGAACGGUCUAUGUCGGCAUUGGCGACCUGCAAAAGAUCUCUGCAGACGGACUGCGUGAGCAUUUCCAUUGCACUACGAACAAACCGGAGAGAAUUUUGACUUCAAAUCCGCGAGGUGAGGUCUGCAGAGGGACACUUGAGAAUUCAGGGGCGUGUCCUUCGAGCUGAAAUUUUGUUGAGGGGACAAAACUUACUGAGAGCACUCACAUGAACCUCCCCAUGUUGCGCACGAUGAAGCUCCGGCACGCACGUAGUCUUUUGGGAAUGCUCUUGGGAAAUGCAUUGCUUUUAUAACCCUUC
Molecule: messenger RNA, 1255 nt
Organism: Acanthaster planci (crown-of-thorns starfish)
Lineage: Eukaryota; Metazoa; Echinodermata; Asteroidea; Valvatida; Acanthasteridae
Source: RefSeq, a predicted model, not a curated record